Molecule: messenger RNA, 1448 nt
Organism: Dinoponera quadriceps
Lineage: Eukaryota; Metazoa; Arthropoda; Insecta; Hymenoptera; Formicidae
Product: reticulon-4-interacting protein 1, mitochondrial
Exons: 6
Coding region: 137-1324 (395 amino acids)
Cellular component (GO): mitochondrion
Molecular function (GO): oxidoreductase activity
Source: RefSeq, a predicted model, not a curated record
GCAUAAAUACACACAGUCGGCCUCGCGGUUUGUGUGUCGCUGCAGUGUUUACGUAGCAACGUAAAAGCAUGUGCGGUACGAAUCUAACCUUUAAUAUCGCAUUCUUGCACUUGAUUGCAUGAGAUUUUGAAACGAGAUGUUGUGUAAAACGAUUCCGAAGUUAAAAUGCACUGCUCGUUUGGCUCAGUUUCGUUUUCUAACGAAGCCAGCGGGCAGGAGGAAAGAUAAUCCGGAAGUUAAGAUGCAAGCUUGGAAAAUACAUUCCUACGAUGGGCCGAGUGAAUUACAACUUACCAAUGUCAGUAUACCGAUUAUCCGGAGUCCUAAGGACGUUCUGGUGAAGGUCGAGGCUGCCAGUGUGAAUCCUAUCGACAUCGCAAUGACUAAUGGUUAUGGUGCGUCUCUACUGAACUUGAUGCGCAAAACAAAUUGUUCGAGAGCAUACGAUGAAUUAGAGUUACCUCUGACGUUGGGCAGAGACUUUGCAGGAGUGGUUGUGUCAAAGGGAUACAAUGUAGGGGACAAACUAGAGAUAGGUGAAGAAGUUUGGGGAGUAGUUCCACUGGACCAGCAAGGCUGUCAUGCAAAUUAUGUUGUAGUUAACAGCAACGUGGUGCGCUCACGUCCUCGAAGAUUGUCUAACACGGAGGCUGCGAGUAUUUUAUACGCCGGAUUGACUGCAUGGUCGGCACUGUGGUACACGGGAGGACUGUGUUACAAGACGUUGCUAGCUACGAGGAGGAGGCGCGUCCUGGUUAUGGGAGGUUCGGGAGGAGUUGGGACCAUAGCUAUACAACUUCUGAAAGCUUGGAACACACAUGUGAUUAGCACCUGCAGCGGUGACGCUGUGGAGACCCUGCAGAGUCUAGGCGCCGACGUCGUCAUCGAUUACAAGCAGGACGAUGCCGACAGACAAAUUAUCUCGGAGGGGCCGUACGAUAUAAUCUUGGAUUGCGCCAAACAGGGGCCUGAGCUGGUCAGGAAGAAGGGAUAUCCGUGUGAUACUUAUGUAACGUUGAACUCGCCGAUGUUGAGAAAUUUCGACCAAUAUGGGCUGAUCAUGGGAACGAUUCAGAAUCUCGGCGACAUUGCGAGGCUCAAUAUCCCGAUAGCGCAAAACAAGGGCUGCGUCAAGUGGGGAUUUUUCGUGCCGGAUCAGACGGGAAUGAACGUCCUACAAGGGCUCGUGGAAAGCGGGAGAAUAGUGCCUGUUAUUCAAGAAGUGUAUCCCUUCGAAGAUUUGCCGCUGGCGUUUGAGAGAGCGAAACAGGGCCAUUUGAGGGGCAAGUUAGUCAUCGACGUGAAAUCGGCGCGGGACGAUUAGGCUUUUAGCGUUAUUGUAACCUUACAGACGUAGAUAUAAGAAGUUCGAUUCGGCGUUGGCAAAAUUAAUGUCUAUUUUCUGGAAAAGUAUAUCUAUUUGCAAUAAACGGCUACAUCUGGGCAUC